This is a messenger RNA of Protopolystoma xenopodis, 285 nucleotides long. NCBI's taxonomy places the organism in Eukaryota, Metazoa, Platyhelminthes, Monogenea, Polystomatidea, Polystomatidae. The record is from the annotation of a GenBank genome assembly.
AUGUUUUUAUUUGAAAUUGGACAAUUCAAUCAUCAAACUCUCCAAUCUUUCAUUAAUGAUAUCGUUUUGGGCCAAGCUUUUUCACAAUUCAUUUACACCCUACCAGAAACAGUAAUUUCACGCCUCGCGCCCGGACGGACGUACGAAUUCGCGCUGGUGACGCAAAAGAUCGACGACAAAGCUCGUCGUCUCCUCUCCGAAUGGGUGGCAGUUGACGUGGCCUCAAAAGACGGUGAGUUCUGCCUCGAAGGGAGGAGGUAUCUUUCGACAAUGAUUCCUUUUUAA